GAGAGAGCCCGGGGCCUGCCUCCACCCCUAGGGGUGCCGUAGGCUCCUGGGGUCCGAGUCUCCGCCCUGCCCCACCGCUUCUCACAAAACCCCUCCACCUCCCUGAGGAGCGCCCGUCUACCCACCUUCUGGUUCCCAGCCUUCGGGCCGCUCCUAUUUACCAUAGUGUUUAUUUAUCCUGGUUAUCGGUCAGAGUUUUUCUGACCUUCUCUACUCUGGAAUAGGGUCCAGAGGAGUCGUGAGGGAAAAUUAUUAGAAUAUAAAAUCCCAGGAGUCACGUAGUCCGGGUCUGCGUCCCAUGCUUGAAGGCCCCACAGAGCAGCCCAACAAACAGCACUUGGUUUUCUUCUUCAACCUCGCCACCUCCUGUGGUUGCUGUUUCCGCCUCUGGCUUACAUUGAACCCAACCAUGUGUAUUUCUCUUUAGCUUUGCUCCAUUGGCAUGGGAAUGCUGCCCCUGGAGGGCAUUGGACAGAACAGAGACAGUCCUGUUGCGUGAGGGGCAUGGGUCUGUGCUAAUGAGGCCAGCUCCUUCCAUGACCUGCUCAGAGCCCCGCGCCAGCCCCUCUGUCCUCUGUUGCUGGACAGUUGUUCCAUAUCCUCCUUCCCAGUGCCCCAGGUGUGAUAUUCCUUCCACCCAGGGAAGGGCAUUCCAAAAAUUCUUUUGCUGUGCCUUACUGCCCUGCUUGCUCCUGCCCUCACUCCUGCGACGGGUUCUUUGGGCUAAGGCGUAGCAUUUAAGUCUGGUCCUAUGAAGGCCGUCUUUCUGUUAUGCCAGGGUCUUGGGCAGUUUGCGUUGGCUCUAACUCUUAAAACAGAAUUGCAGAAAUUCCUCUCUUUAUUGAGCACCGCUAACACCUGCCCCCCAACCCUGGUUCUGUUUUGUGAAAUACUGUCUGCUUUGCUUAUCCACUGCAGUUAACUUUUGGAGUUAGCCAGAUUUCAUCUCUUUGACAUGGACUUCCACAUGGGGUGACCUUGUGUCCUAGGUUGCCAGAGACAGUUCUGGCUUAUACCAUUGUCCCAGCAUAAUCACUUUCAAAAGAUUCAUGGUUUGUAUGAUCAAGCUUGUCUCUGUCUCUAAGUUAGAUACACUUAUAUUUGUAGGUAAGAGAGUGGCAUGUGGCAGCCCACGUGAGACUUGCACUUGGGCCCAUAGAUGUCAGAGCCACAGACUAGGAAAUGAGAAUUCCUCCAGGUCAGUGCUCAUAGGCCUCAUGUAGGUAGAGAGCUUUGGGUGGCUUUGCCCUUAGAGGGCAGGGGUUCCCUUCCCACCCUGGCACAGAAAGUCCAAACUAAUACUGAGGGCUAUGUCUUGUCAAAUUCAUCCCCAGAGUUACUCUGGGGCUUCGAAGCCAGUGCCCCUAAAUUCACUGUCAUGAUCCAGAGGAAGGUGUUCAGAGUUCAAGCCCAGCUCCUUGACAUGGCAUCUGGCUCCUGGGAAAGUAACCGAUGUGGAAGUGUGACCAGAGUUAGGCCUAAGGUGCCCUGGGCUUCCCCAGGAACCAGAGAACUCAGUCCAUGCAGGGCCAGUUAGUUUUAAAGACUGCAUGUCAGCACUUGUAACUGUCAUAGGAUUAGGCUAAGAGGGAGAACACUGGUUAUCCACUAGGAUGACCAACCAUCUUAGUUUGCCUGGGAUUGAGGGGUUUCCUAGGACAUGGGACUUGCAGUUUUAAGACCAGAAAACUCCUGGGCGAACUGGGAUAAGUUGGUCACCCUCUUCUCAACCCUGGCUGCAUGUUAGACUCUCUUGAGGAGGCUCUUAUUUAGAGUCUAAUUUAAUUGAUUCAGGUAGUUGUUUUUUUUUUUUUUUUUAACGCUCUCAAGUUGAUGCCAACAGGCUACCAGAGUUGAGAACUACUAGGCUGUAGACAGUGUUUCCAAUAACCAUUGAAGGUGUUUGGUUUUUGAGCAGAAGUGGUUCCAGACAUCCCUGACAGGGGUGUAUAACUCUGUGUGUUGGCCUUUUACCUUAGCAAGAGAGGUAUCAAGCUGGUAGUUGCCUACUAUUGCUAUUAUCUGUCCCCACCCCCAGGCCGCCUUUCUCACUGGUGAGGACCAAGCUUUCUCUUUUCCAGGCAUGCUCCGAUACCUUCUCCCUCAAGACAGGAGGUCAGUGGAAUAGCCUCAUUUUGAUUGAUGGAAUCAUGAUUUACACGGUUGCAGAUGAAGCUGGCAUGAGACUUGAGACAGGACUGCCAUCUCUAGGUCUGGGACAUAUGCCCCAGAGAGUGGUGGUCCAGAGGCUAGCUGUGAGACUGUGUGUGCUUUGGCUUUGCCCCAUGGGGUGUGGGAGCUUGGAGACCAGGUGCCUCUGGGACUGUCCUCUCUGCAGGCCUCCAGGAUCAUGUGGUACGUCAGCACCAGGGGCAUAGCCCCACGGGUCAACUUUGAGGGGGCCCUCUUCUCUGGCUAUGCACCCGAUGGAGGCCUCUUUAUGCCGGAAGAGCUCCCACAGUUGGACAGAGAGACCCUGUGCCAGUGGAGCACACUCUCCUAUCCUGGCCUGGUGAAGGAGCUGUGUGCCCUCUUCAUCGGCUCUGAGCUCAUUCCAAAAGAUGACUUAAAUGAUCUGAUCGACCGAGCCUUCAGCAGAUUCCGUCACAGAGAGGUGGUCCAUCUGUCCAGGUUGAGGAACGGGCUGAACGUGUUGGAGCUGUGGCAUGGUGUCACAUAUGCAUUUAAGGACCUGUCCCUGUCCUGCACAGCACAGUUCCUGCAGUACUUCCUGGAGAAGAGGGAGAAGCACGUCACUGUGGUUGUAGGAACGUCUGGGGACACAGGAAGUGCUGCCAUUGAGAGUGUUCAAGGGGCAAAGAACGUGGACAUUAUCGUUCUACUGCCCAAAGGUCACUGCACAAAGAUUCAGGAGCUCCAGAUGACAACGGUGCUGAAGGAGAACGUACAUGUGUUUGGAGUGGAGGGAAACAGCGAUGAGCUCGAUGAGCCGAUCAAGACUGUGUUUGCCGACGUGGCUUUUGUCAAGAAGCACAAUCUGAUGAGCCUGAAUUCGAUCAACUGGUCCCGGGUCCUGGUGCAGAUGGCCCACCACUUCUUUGCUUACUUCCAGUGUACGCCAUCCUUGGACACGCAUCCCCUACCCCUGGUGGAGGUGGUUGUGCCAACAGGGGCUGCCGGUAACCUUGCAGCUGGGUACAUUGCUCAGAAGAUAGGCCUGCCCAUCCGUCUGGUCGUGGUAGUGAACCGCAAUGACAUCAUCCACAGGACUGUCCAGCAGGGAGACUUCUCUCUGUCUGAGGCUGUUAAAUCAACCUUGGCAUCAGCUAUGGACAUUCAGGUGCCCUACAACAUGGAGAGGGUAUUCUGGCUACUCUCUGGCUGUGACAGCCAGGUGACAAGAGCCCUCAUGGAGCAGUUUGAAAGGACCCAAAGUGUGAAUCUGCCCAAGGAACUGCACAGCAAGCGGUGGGAGAGACAGGACUACGAACAAAUGGCUGUAAUGGAGUGUGAUGGGUGCUGUGUGGAACUGUGCCCUGGAAACUGUGGGCCCAGAAGAGGGAACGUGACAGGUAUCCCAAGGACAGUCAGGGGCAGAGGAGGUGGCUGA
Molecule: messenger RNA, 3571 nt
Organism: Macaca mulatta (Rhesus monkey)
Lineage: Eukaryota; Metazoa; Chordata; Mammalia; Primates; Cercopithecidae
Source: RefSeq, a predicted model, not a curated record